Molecule: messenger RNA, 243 nt
Organism: Ilex paraguariensis (yerba mate)
Lineage: Eukaryota; Viridiplantae; Streptophyta; Magnoliopsida; Aquifoliales; Aquifoliaceae
Source: the annotation of a GenBank genome assembly
AUGGCUUGUCAUUCAUGCGGCCGGCGUCGAUUGAAGAUUAGCAAUUGGGACACUAUGUCGAAGUUCAAGAGGAGGAGAACAGCGUCGGUUUACUGCUUGUGGCUCGUCGUUCAGGUGGAUUUUUUCGAUGAAGAAGCUCGUCGUUCAUGCGGCUGGUGUCGAUUGAAUGGUUCAGGGAGAGAGAAUGUGAGAAGAAGGCUUUGGGGAAGAAAUUUUAGGGCUGGUUGGGGAGAGAGAAUGUGA